CUUAAAAUCCUCUGACAGAGCAGGAGGUGAAAGCUACCCGCACUGCUCGGCUGCAACAUGAAGACUCUGAACAAUCGGGCCGGCAGCCACCUGACCAGCCAGGUUGAGUGUGAGUUGGAAAAUAUGGGUUCGUGGGUGAACCAGGGCUACAGCGGUUCCCCACCACCGUUACCUCGAGCUGUCAACACCGUCUACAACCCUAAGCCCCCGUUUCAGGGCUCCAUGGAAAGCAUGUACAAUGUGGACACCACGAGCCCAUUCCCAGAAGAGCCAAAGUUGGCUGAUAAAGGCCUCAUGAAGGAGCGCAGAGGCUGCUGUUCUUUCAUCAAAGGCUUGUGGGGCACAACACUGACUGAGAACACGUUGGAUAACAGGGAACUGUUUGUCCGCACCACUCUACGAGAGUUAAUGGUCUACGUGAUGUUUUUGGUGGAUAUUUGUCUAUUGACAUAUGGCAUGACCAACUCAAGCACCUACUAUUACACUAAAGCCAUGACAGACCUGUUUGUCAAUACAGCCGGCGAAAGUGGGGUAAAGUUUCAAUCCAUUAGCACAAUGGCCGAUUUCUGGACUUUUGCCCAAGAACCACUUCUAGAUGGACUCUACUGGACCAAAUGGUACAACAACCAGUCCAUGGACAGUGGAGAUCAGUCCUUCAUCUACUAUGAGAAUAUGUUACUAGGGCUCCCCAGGAUGAGGCAGAUCAAAAUCAAGAACAAUUCCUGCAAGGUUCACAAGGACUUCCAGGAUGAGAUCACAGGAUGUUAUGAUGUCUACAACGACAAAAAGGAGAACGAUCUCAGCUUUGGCCUGAUCAACGGCACCGCAUGGAGCUUCAACACUGAGAAAGCCAUUAAGGGUUCUUCUCACUGGGGCUUGCUGACCACCUACAGUGGAGCGGGAUACUACCAAGACCUAAGUCGGACAAAGGACGAAAGUACAGUUGUACUGAGAGAGCUGGAGGAGAACCUUUGGCUGGACCGCGGAACCAGGGCGGUCUUCAUUGACUUCUCCACUUACAACGCAAAUAUCAACAUGUUCUGCGUCAUCAGGUUGGUGGUUGAAUUCCCAGCAACUGGUGGAGCGAUCCCUUCGUACCAGAUCCGAACCGUCAAAUUGAUUCGAUACAUCAAUUACUGGGAUUACUUCAUCCUUGGCUGUGAGAUGAUCUUCUGUUUAUUCAUCCUCUAUUAUGUUGUAGAGGAGAUUCUUGAGCUUCGAAUACACAAGUUUUCGUACUUUAAAAGCAUCUGGAACAUACUCGACAUAGUGGUCAUUCUGCUUGCCAUCGUUGCCAUUGUAUUCAAUAUCUUCCGUACUGUCAAAGUUGACAAAUUGCUUGGAAAAUUGUUGGAUCAACCAGAAACCUACGCCGACUUUGAGUUUCUGGCAUUCUGGCAAACACAAUACAACAAUAUGAAUGCAGUCAAUCUGUUCUUUGCAUGGAUCAAGGUGUUCAAGUACAUCAGUUUCAAUAAGACCAUGACCCAGCUGUCUUCCACACUGGGUCGCUGUGCAAAAGACAUUGUAGGCUUUGCUAUAAUGUUCUUCAUUGUGUUCUUCGCAUAUGCUCAGCUCGGAUAUCUUCUCUUUGGUACAGAGGUUGAAUCCUUCAGCACCUUUGUCAAGUGCAUCUUUACCCAGUUCAGAAUCAUUCUUGGAGACUUUGAUUAUGACGCCAUUGACCGAGCAAACAGAGUCCUUGGGCCAAUUUAUUUUGUAACCUAUGUUUUCUUUGUUUUCUUUGUUCUGCUGAACAUGUUCCUGGCCAUCAUAAAUGACACAUAUUCAGAGGUGAAGGAGGAGCUCUCAUCCCAAAAAGAUGAGCUCCAGAUUACUGACAUCAUCAAACAGAGCUAUAUGAAGACAUUCAUGAAGCUGAAACUGAAGAAUGAGAAAAUAUCCGACGUUCAGAGGGCUCUACGGUCUGGAUCUGGCGAAAUUGAAUUCAAAGAUUUUAGAGAAACCCUGAAAGAGAUGGGACAUGCUGAUCAUGAAAUCUCUGCAGCUUUCUCUCAGUUUGACCGUGACGGUAACCAAAUUCUAGACGAAGAUGAACAAGAAAGAAUGAAAACAGAAUUGGAAGAAAAGAGGGAUGCCCUUUGUGCUGAGCUCAACAAUCUUGGAAUGAAUUAUGGGAAAGAUUUAGGAGCAAAGGUUCCUGUGACCUUAAGUGAGCAGAAGAGCAACACUGCUCACCACUAUAUGGAUCGGGAACAGUUUCUGAGAUUAUCCAGGCAGGUCCUCCACCUUGAAAGUGCUAUGUCUGGCAUCACAGCCAAGAUUGAGUUGAUUUUGGAGAAAACUGGGAUAAAAGAUGUCACUGAAGGAAAUAAAACCACUGGCAAACAGACUAAUCAUGUUGCUGAUCAAACUGCCUCAGACGGGAGCAUCCUUAUCUGUGUGGACCGAGGGACAAAGCCUGCAAUGUCAUCAGGGAGGAUUCGUACCAUCCCUACUUACGACUGCCAUAUGUGAUCAAACCCUGAGGUAUAACGAACAAAAGUCUGCCAUAGCGAAUGAUUUAACAGAACAAAUAUUUAGUGCUUUAAACGUGAUAGCUCGUUCCUGAAACUUGCAAGAUUUGUUGGAAGCACAUGCUGAAAUAUGUAUAUAUUGUGUACAUUUGUUUUUCAAUUUGCUUUCUAGAAAAUUGCACUAGAGCUACAAAUAUUAAUGUCAAGCUCAAAUAUUUAGACAACCACAAUUAAGUAUUGUAGCUGCUACAUAAAUAUAUAUUACAUAUGUAUAUAUAUAUAUAUAUAUAUACAUACAUAUAUAUACACACACUAAGUGUUUAGUAUAUACUGAAAUACUUUUGUGCAAUAUAUGUAAUGUUAAUCACCAAAAAGCAAGCUAAAAGUAGUGAUUGCUUAAAAAAUAUUUUACCAUUUUAAGUUGGCCUUGUACUGUCUGCAAGUUAUUUGCCCUUUUUUAUAUACUAUGUAAUAAAUGGUUUAAUAAUCAUAAAUCACAUUUAUCCAGAUGUUGAGCUGCCCAUGCUCAAAUCAAGACAAGCUGAGUUGUGUUUAGAAUGAGAGGCGUGUUAACGUUGUAAAUGCAGAUGAAUAAGUGUUUAUUAAACAUACAAAAUCA
Molecule: messenger RNA, 3096 nt
Organism: Nerophis ophidion (straightnose pipefish)
Lineage: Eukaryota; Metazoa; Chordata; Actinopteri; Syngnathiformes; Syngnathidae
Gene: pkd2l1
Product: polycystic kidney disease 2-like 1
Exons: 15
Coding region: 58-2478 (806 amino acids)
Biological process (GO): detection of mechanical stimulus; potassium ion transmembrane transport
Cellular component (GO): membrane
Molecular function (GO): calcium-activated potassium channel activity; calcium channel activity; muscle alpha-actinin binding
Source: RefSeq, a predicted model, not a curated record